Molecule: messenger RNA, 2256 nt
Organism: Dicrocoelium dendriticum
Lineage: Eukaryota; Metazoa; Platyhelminthes; Trematoda; Plagiorchiida; Dicrocoeliidae
Source: the annotation of a GenBank genome assembly
CUUUGACCUUGAGCUUGACCUCGAGCCACUAAGACUGUCCUGAAGGCAAUUUGCUACGAGAUGUAUGCCGAACGCCUCCGGCAGCUCGAAGGUACCCUUUCUUAUCCAACAGAGCACGCGAAAUCGAGUGUACCCGGUGAUACUACUACUGAGGAGGAGCAUGAUAACUCUGCUGUGGAAGACACUGGAGUUUCAAGUGCCCUAACCUACGAAUUCGCUGGUUUAGGAAUAGGCUUCGCAAGUAUGCUUGCUGAUACUCUUUUAUCCCAUCCGUUCAUUGUUAUUCGCGGCCAAUGUCAAGUAAUGACUACCGGCUCAUACAUUCACAUUUCUCCUUUCUCCCUUGUUCCGAUUGUGAGUAAAUGUGUUAAAAGUCAAGGACCCGCAUUCCUUUGGAAGGGUCUAAGCAGCGUAUUCGUCGUCCGAGGUUUAUGCCUUCUAAGCGACAAUGUCAUCAGUGAGCUGACUUCGUUACCGCGGGAAGUAUCAAAGCUGAGUUCUUUGCGACGCCUGGGAGCCCAUGUUCUCUUACGGACGUUGUCUUGGGUUCUGGUUGCACCUUUUUAUGCUGCAAGUAUCGUUGAAAUUGUGCAGGUAAGUCAUAACUUUUCUCUCAUUUUUUGCUCGUGCAUUUUCCCGAUUGCCAUCCUUUUGUUCAUGGCCGUCACGUAAUGCAUUGCCUCGGAUACACUUAAUUAGAUCUAACACUCGCUAGUUCGAGUCACCCGCAUUACGUCGGCAUUAUGCCGGGACAUCAUACCAAUGCUUCGCUGUCACACGACCACCACCGGUCGCCCAUGAGCUGGGUUGUCUGCAACGUAGCCCUCACCUACGAAGACUCGAACUGGUGACCUUCCGAUUAUACGGUUCACUAACUUCAGCAAUCUGUUGAGGCGAUGGUGAACCUGUAAGCGCCUAUGCGCCAUUGAUUACGUAGUUACUGGUAUAUGUGUACGCUAGCAGCACGAGACUGGUAGAAUAAGAUGUUCACACUGCUUGACGAGUGCAACAGCUAUACAAGGGAUCCAGCCGGGGUGCUUUGUGUGUAUGGUACUCACGGUUUAUACGAAUGAUCUAAACAUACAGUCUAACAUUCCGCAUCAACAGACUAGGAUAAUCUUGGUUACGCUUUUGUACGAUGACAUUAAGCAAAUUUGCGGUACCCAAUUUCCUGCAGUAACAGUGCUCUGGUGUUAUUCAGGGUUGUUGUACGCUUGUUACUUUAAUGUCGAUGCAGCUUACACGGAUUUUCUUAGUGUUCUUACUUGUAGCUAAGACAUACACUAGCUGUUGGAUGACCAGACUACAAAACGAUGUUUAAAAGAUUGCUCUUGGUCGCACUCCCAACCAUUUCAUGAUCAUUUUUGUGGGCUUCCUGGUACACCUUACAGCUUAGCCCAUUUGUUCCUGCGAUACCAACAGUCCUAUUUCCUCUCUACUCGCUGGGUCCGUUUGAUAGAUUCCUUCGUUUUGGGAGCUGAAUUACUGUUGAUAGCAUAAUAGAUGUGAUCUUCACAUUUCGAUCGGCUGAGUAAGUUAUUUAUCUCCAACAAUUACGUGCCUGCUGUCGUCUUCUGGUCCAGCCUCCCGUUUAAAUCGAGGAAUUUAAGGUAUAGGUAGAAUGACUUUGGCUAUCAUGCAGUGGUUGAAAACUGCAAUGAAGCUGCUUCUUCACCACACAUUGCUCAGCAGUUUUCAAUCGUAAAUCGGCAAAUCUUGGGCUCCUUGUAUUGUUUCCUAUCGUCACUAAGGAUUUUCAUUAAGACCCCUUCUGCCCUAAUUAUUAUCAUUAUUCCUUAUAGGUGUCGUAAUUAUGGUCGCAUGGCAGGGAAGCGUCAGUGGGAAUUUCUGCUGUGCUACUGCUAAGGAGAGUGAUUACUUUGUAGGUCGCGAACUAGCCUUCGGAUUCCAGCGCAUUCCGAAGGAUCUAUGGCUCCCGUGACAAGUUUAAUAUUUCUGCGUUCAUUGAGUUCAUUGGGUUAUAGAAAGCAGGAGGGAAAUCCGAUGUCAGCCCCAUCGAUUCCGUAUCAUACUGAAUUUGACGCGUGUCUUUGCAUUACUACGUUCCUCGAGGGUUCAUCGCAAUUGUAGUGACAGACGCAAAAUUCCAGCAUUUUCAGCGAAUGUUUGUCUGUCAGCCACUUAAAACUUUCCUCGGAUGGAGCGUCUGCAAUUUCUUCCGGUAGGCUGUUCCAUUAUCAUCAUUAUACACGUCAGCUAGAGGUGGGAAACACCUCAGCUACUGUGCCGCAAUAC